Parascedosporium putredinis is the source of this 558-nucleotide messenger RNA. The record is from the annotation of a GenBank genome assembly. NCBI's taxonomy places the organism in Eukaryota, Fungi, Ascomycota, Sordariomycetes, Microascales, Microascaceae.
AUGAAGUUCACCAGCAUCUUCGUCGGCACCCUUGCCACCCUCGCUGCUGCCGCCCCCGUCAAGGAGUUCGGAAGCGGCUUCGAUGUUCUCGGCGCCAACAACUUCGGCUUCAACAACCUUGCUCUUGCCUACCUCGCCAAGUUCAACGGUUUCAACACUGCCGGCUUCGGCAACUUGAUCACCGCCAACAGCCUCGCCUUCGACCCCUUCGCUGAGCUCUUCGCCUUCGGAAACAACAACCAGUUCCUCCAGCUCAACCACAUCCUCACCCUCCAGAACGCCCUCGUUCUCAGCUGGCUCAGCAACAUUGGUCUUGCUUCCAACCUGAACUUCGCCGGUGGUGUCGUUCCCCUCCUUGACUUCGGUAACCUCAACGGCUUCAUCUCCCCUUCAGCUCUUUCCCCCUCGGCAUCGACUCCGUUGUCCAGACCCAGAUCACCAGCUUCGUCGGCAACUCUGGCUAGUUGCUUUUUUACAGUCUUCGUCAACGGCGGCCUUGGCGGUGCUGGCCUCGGCGGCGGCAUUGGCGGCUUCAACAACGGCUUCUUCAAGGAGUAA